AUUACCAUUAGUCAAUUACCAACCAGCAGCAAUGGAAAGGAGACUGCGAGAGGAUCACGAGCGGGAAAUUCGUCCUGUCGGCGCGGAAGCCGAAGGUGGUGGCGGCGGUGGUAGCCCCAUUGACUCCAAAGUUGUGAUGGAGGACGCUUUCAAGGACAAGCCGGUGCCGUCAUGGCGGAGGCAGAUAACGCUGCGGGCUGUAGUGACGAGCUUCAUCUUAAGUCUCGUUUUCAACUUCAUCGUCUGCAAACUCAACCUCACCACCGGUGUUAUCCCAUCUCUCAACGUCGCCGCUGGUUUGUUAGGGUUCGCCGUCCUUAAGUCGUGGACCGCGCUACUUAACAAGUUUGGACCAUUGAAGCAGCCUUUUACGCGGCAGGAAAACACCAUCAUCCAGACUUGCGUCGUCGCUUCCUCCGGAAUUGCCUUCAGCAGUAGUAUGAUAAUUGUGAGGAGUACAUAGUCACUGUUUAUAUUUUCGUUUUAGGGUUUUCUAUGCUUUUUCUUAUUAACUGCUAUAAAAAAAAAUUAAUCUG
Messenger RNA from Rubroshorea leprosula, 536 nucleotides. The record is from the annotation of a GenBank genome assembly. NCBI's taxonomy places the organism in Eukaryota, Viridiplantae, Streptophyta, Magnoliopsida, Malvales, Dipterocarpaceae.